Molecule: messenger RNA, 2518 nt
Organism: Musca vetustissima
Lineage: Eukaryota; Metazoa; Arthropoda; Insecta; Diptera; Muscidae
Product: pre-rRNA 2'-O-ribose RNA methyltransferase FTSJ3
Exons: 3
Coding region: 53-2518 (821 amino acids)
Biological process (GO): rRNA methylation; maturation of 5.8S rRNA from tricistronic rRNA transcript (SSU-rRNA, 5.8S rRNA, LSU-rRNA); maturation of LSU-rRNA from tricistronic rRNA transcript (SSU-rRNA, 5.8S rRNA, LSU-rRNA)
Cellular component (GO): nucleus; nucleolus; preribosome, large subunit precursor
Molecular function (GO): rRNA (guanine) methyltransferase activity; rRNA (uridine-2'-O-ribose)-methyltransferase activity
Source: RefSeq, a predicted model, not a curated record
AAAAAGGAAAAGAAAAAUAUUUAAAUACCGUUCUAACAUCUAAACAAACACAAUGGGUAAAAAGACCAAAGUUGGAAAAGCCCGUAAAGAUAAGUUUUAUCAAUUGGCCAAAGAAACAGGUUAUCGUUCACGUGCCGCCUUCAAAUUGAUACAACUUAAUCGUAAAUUCGGUUUCUUGCAACAGUCACAGGUAUGUAUCGAUUUGUGUGCUGCCCCUGGUGGUUGGAUGCAGGUUGCCAAACACAACAUGCCCGUAUCGAGUAUUGUGAUUGGUGUCGAUUUAUUCCCCAUACGUGCCAUACCCGGUUGUAUUAGUUUGGUGGAAGAUAUUACCACGGAAAAGUGUCGCCAGUCGUUGACCAAAGAACUGCAAUCGUGGAAGGCUGAUGUUGUACUGCACGAUGGUGCUCCCAAUGUGGGUCGUAAUUGGCUGCAUGAUGCCUAUCAACAAAUCUGUUUGACAUUGAUGUCUCUGAAAUUGGCCACAGAAUUUUUACGUGGUGGUGGUUGGUUUGUCACCAAGGUGUUCAGAUCGAAAGAUUACAAUGCCCUUCUGUGGGUGCUGAAGCAAUUGUUCAAAAAGGUCCAUGCCACCAAACCCAGUGCCUCACGUAAAGAGUCAGCUGAAAUUUUCGUUGUAUGCCAAGGGUAUUUGGCUCCCGAUCGUAUUGAUCCUAAACUGCUGGAUCCCAAAUAUGUUUUCGAGGAGCUGGACUUGGAGGGUGGUAAAAAAGUCAGUCUACUCCACCCCGAGAAACAGAAACGCAUCAAGGCCGAAGGUUAUACGGAGAGUGAUAUUGCCCAUAGAAAUGAUUUGGCAGCUUCGGAAUUUAUGAAAAGUGAAAAUGGUUUGGCUGCACUGCAGGGUAUUGGUUCGAUUACCAUCGAUGAUAAGCGUAUUGCCGAACAUCCAAAGACCACAGCGGAAAUUUUGGAGUGUUGUAAAGACAUAAAAGUUUUGGGUCGUAAGGAUAUUAAGGGCCUUUUGGCUUGGUGGAAGGCCAUUAAAGAGGAACUCUUCAAGGAGGGUGAAACCGCUGUCAUUGAGGAGGAAGAAGAGGUGCCGGCGGCCCGACCCUUAACCCAAGAAGAAAUUGAAGAUAUGGAAGAUGAAGAACUGCAAAAGCAGAUACACGAAUUGGCCGAAGAGGAGGAAAAGGAAUUGAAACGUAAAAAGAAAAAGACCCUGAAGGCCAAGGCUAAACUCCAAGAGAAAAUGAAUUUGAAAAUGGUUAUCAAGGGAGAUGAUGGUCCCAAGGAAGAGGCCGAUCAGGAGAUAUUCGAUUUGAAGGAGGUCAAGACCCAAGAGGAACUGGACGAAAUGUUGGAUGUGGUGCCAGACUUUGAGGUGGAGGGUGAGGUGAUGGAUAUGCCCAAGUUGCCAAAAUAUAAAAAGUACGACAAAGAUGACAAACGUUUGGAUGAUGAUGGCAACUACGAAAACGAUGAUGAACCUGAAAUUUCCGCCGAUGAGGAAAGUGAAAGUGAUUUGGAAAAGGAUGGUUUGGGUUUAAGUGAUGAAGAAAAUCUGGAAGAAGAUUCCAAAAAAUCCUUAAACAAAAAGAAAAAGAAGAAGGCCGAACAUCCUUUGAUCAAAUCAAGUGAUUUCCGCGACAAGGAUACCAAACGUCAACAAAGAGUACAGUUGUGGUAUGAAAAAGAAAAUCUCCAAAAUCUCGAUAACGACGAUGAUGAUGAAGAUUUCGAUUUGGAUCGUCUGGCCAAUGAAUAUAAAAGCAAAGGUGUUCAAGUACUGGGAGAGACCCAAGAUACCAGUAACUCUUCCAAUCUGUUGCUGGGUAAAAAGGCCAAACGUCGUGCCCGCCAUGCUGAGGCCAAAGAGGAAUCCUCUUCCUCGGAAUCAUCAAGUGAUUCCGAAGAGGAGGUUGAUGAAGAUGAUGAGGAAAAAGUCGCUGGCGAUAUGUCCAAAGAACCCAAGGCCAAGAAGAUUCGCCUGACGGAAGAAGAAUUGGCAUUGGGCGCCAUGAUGAUCAAGGGCAAGAAAACCCGAAGGGAUUUAAUUGAUGGUGCCUGGAAUCGUUAUGCCUUCAAUGAUGACAAUCUACCAUCGUGGUUUGUACAAGACGAACAGGUACAUAUGACCAAACCCACCCCAGUACCCAAGGAACUGCAAGAGGAAUAUCAACGUAAGGUACAAGAACUUAAUGUGCGACCGAUCAAAAAGGUUAUGGAGGCCAAGGCCCGCAAACGUAGACGUGCCGUUAAACGUUUGGCCAAGGCCAAGAAAAUGGCUGAGAAAAUUAUGGACAGCCCCGAUGCUACAAAUCAAGAAAAGGUUCGACAACUUAAGAAGAUCUACAAAAAGGCCCAAGAGAAAAAGAAGGAAGUCACAUAUGUUGUGGCCAAGAAACAUCAAACAGGACGGCGGGCCAAGCGUCCGGCUGGUGUUAAGGGUCGUUAUAAGGUUGUAGAUCCGCGUGAGAAGAAGGAUAAGCGUGCCCUGAAAGCCAAGGAUAAAAAAUCCAAAGGUAAAGGCAAGGGAAAGGGACGUAAAUAG